GAGCCAAAAGAAACAAGGAGUCGAAAGAAACAAGGAGUCAAAAGAAACAAGAAGCCAAUAAAAAUGAGAAGCUGAAAGAAAAAAGAAGUCAAAAGAAACAAGGAGCUGAUAGAAAUAAGGAGCUGAUAGAAAUGAGGAGCUAA
Molecule: messenger RNA, 143 nt
Organism: Racocetra persica
Lineage: Eukaryota; Fungi; Glomeromycota; Glomeromycetes; Diversisporales; Gigasporaceae
Source: the annotation of a GenBank genome assembly